This is a messenger RNA of Solanum lycopersicum (tomato), 1255 nucleotides long. RefSeq lists its product as uncharacterized. The record is from RefSeq and is a predicted model, not a curated record. NCBI's taxonomy places the organism in Eukaryota, Viridiplantae, Streptophyta, Magnoliopsida, Solanales, Solanaceae.
GAAGUGAGAACAAAUUGGAGUGAGCCCGGGGUUGCUCAGGUCCAUUUAAACACAAAUAACCCGAUCCCACCUUGAUAAACAAGGGCAUGAAAGUUGGUUCGGACAUUACAAAUACCUAACCCCAAAUUGAUAAAUAAGAGCGUGUGAAAGUUGGUUCGAACAUUACAAAUAAUUAUCUUUAAAAAAAAAAAAAUGAUGAUUGAAAUUGCAAAUUGCACUAGUGAUGCAUAUGCUAUAAUAUUAACAAAUUAAUAUAAUAGUAGAUUUUUAUAGACUGAAGAUCUAAUGGCGUGGCUCUUAUAACCAAUUCCUGAAAGAAGGAAUGGAGGAAGGAGAUGAUUGGACAGCCCCUGAUAAGCUCUACCACAUACUCUUCUGCUUCUUCAUUGCUAUCAUUUCAUCUUUUCUCGCGGAAAGAACUCGCUACUCUUUCAUCCGCCGCCGGAGCAUCUGGGUCGGAUCUAUUGUUUCACUCGCUGCCGGCGCCGCUAAGGAGGUUGCCGACGAACUGGGUUUUUUCAGGUCAGCAGGUGCAUCUACCAAGGACGCUGUUGCCGACGUCUUUGGUACUCUUAUCGCUGCUCUCGCAUUUUCUCUGUACAAAUCAUCCUUCAUACGCCGGAGACCCGAUCAAUCUGUUCAAGCUAAAGUACUCCAGAUGGUUUAAUCUGUUGCUUGGAAUAAAAAAAAUGAAUCAGAUGAUUCGGUGUUUUUACAUUCAUAGAACUGCACACCAUCUACAAAUAUAGGCGAUUAUGAUGGUUCGAUGGUGUUACUGAUGAAUUACCUUCUGAAACUAUGUUCCAGGGAAGGCUUUGGAUGAUUGUCUCUGUCUUCAUCAGGUAGUUUGACAGCAGAGUAAACGCCUGCCCCAAUGAGAGCGCCAAGAAUCGGAGCAGUAAGGUAGAUCCAGAUGGCUUUAUAGUUUCCUACUGCUACUGCUGGUCCGAGGGUUCUCACUGGAUUCAUUGAAGCCCCAGUUGUCUCCCUAAAACACGAGAAAUACAAAUUGUGAGAAAGACCAUAAACUACUCUCUUUUUUUCUUUCACAAGCUACUAAGUGAUUCCUACGGAAGCCGUCACUAUUUCGGUAUUGUAUUAUGUAUUACUUCCUUGAUUUUUCAUUCAUUUUAUGUCACGUCUUGUUUAGACAGAGUAACCAUGUGCUGUAGCAAGUGUAAGAUGUAUUGAAAUUAUUGUUGAAUAAAUAUUUUGAGAAUUGAAUUGUUGUUAUACAACAAUUGUGCUUGAAAAA